This is a messenger RNA of Ochotona princeps (American pika), 2151 nucleotides long. RefSeq lists its product as uncharacterized. Gene Ontology annotation, molecular function: transmembrane transporter activity. Gene Ontology annotation, biological process: transmembrane transport. NCBI's taxonomy places the organism in Eukaryota, Metazoa, Chordata, Mammalia, Lagomorpha, Ochotonidae. The annotation marks the transcript as partial. The record is from RefSeq and is a predicted model, not a curated record. Gene Ontology annotation, cellular component: membrane. The transcript has 16 exons.
AUGUCGCUGCAGUGCAUGCGUUAUGGCAAGAGAAAGGACACGAUUACACGGCAGACGAAGCCGUGCCGCUCGCUGCAUGUAAACGAUAGCACCAAAGACUGCGAGGAGUAUAAAGUAGAUACUCCCGUUGUACUCACUCAAGGCGUUUUUAAAACGCUGCAGACGGAGUUUCACUGGGCUCUACAAGACCUUGGGUCUCUUGCUUUCUAUCAGAGUAUAUCCCAGGCUGUGAGCGGUCUCGUAUGGGGAUAUUUAGCUGAUCGCAGCUCCCGUAUUCGCCUGCUGGCGAUGGGCUGUUGCUCCUGGGGGGUCGUGACGAUGCUGAUGGCCACGGGUACCCAAUAUUGGCAGUUCGCUUUCCUCAAAAUACUCAACGGAAUUGCCCUUGCAAGUGUAGGGCCCGUAGCACAAUCUCUGAUCGCGGACCUUUUCCCGGCAAGCAUGCGAGGUGAACAGUUCGGCUGGCUGCAGCUGUUCCUAUGCGGAGGCUGCAUUGCUGGAGCUCUGAUGGGCGGAUCCAUGGCCAAUUUGUAUAUUAUCGAAGGCGUUCGCGGAUGGCGUCUCGCUUUUUUCCUCAGCGGUGUCUUCUCAGUCUUUGCUGGUCUGCUCGUCCGCCUCCUUGCAGCUGAGCCUCCACGUCACUUGUUGUCCUCAAGAAUUGCAGCAGAUAAAGGCGUGACGGGGGCAAAACGUCGCGUGCUUUUUCAUAGCAUGUAUCAUCGCUGCAGAACCUUCUUACGUGCACUCGUGUCACACACAUUCCUUAUUUUGCUGCUGCAGGGUAUCUGCGGCUACAUCCCUAUGCAUGCAUUCCAGUUCUACACCAUGUUCUUCCAGUAUGUAGGCAUGCCUGACUGGCAGGCAAGCGUCCUUACUGCGUGUCCCCUGAUUGGCGGUAUGGCCGGUUCACUGUUUGGAGGAUGGUUGGGCGAUAGAGCAAAUGAAUGGAAUAGAUUUCAUGGCAGACCGCUUGUCGGGCAGGCCGCCACGCUCCUCGCGAUCCCGCUUAUCUAUGUUGGACUGCUUGUCAUUCCCCGGAGACCUGAAUUCUUUGGUCUCUACGCCGUGGAUAUGCUACUCUUAGGCUUCGCCAUAGCGUCGUGUCCCACAGGAACCAACAGACCGAUACUAUCGGAGAUCGUGGAGUCGGAGGCACGUGCCAGUGUUUUUGCUACGCAGAUCGUCGUGGAGGGCAGCGUUGCGUCUUUGCUCGGCUCCCCCGUCAUUACGUUCAUGGCGGAGUCUAUGUUUGGAUACAGCGGUACUGGAGGACCGGAGUUGAGGGCGAGAAAUCUUGAGGCGCUGGCUAACGCGCUUCUCGUCGCCACCGUCUUUCCGUGGACUAUCUGUUUCUUCAUGUACGGCCUUUUACACUUCACUUACGAAAAGGAUGUUCGGAAGUCCCUCGACGGCCGUUACAAUCAGCUGGAUUCCAGUGACGCAGCCACACGCGACGUCGGCAAGGCGUACGUGUUCAAAAGCGACCUGACCCACUUCCGCUGGACUCUGCAUGUGUUCCAGAAUACGGAGGUGCGCACGUCGAAGCGAACAAGCAGCCAAUUAUCGUCUCAGCGCAGCGGUGGUCGUGGCGGCGGUGACUUUGAAGUCUACAUCACAUUGCGGGCCGCUGUGACCUAUAUGCGGGCGCUAACAACCUGCAAUAAAGAGCAUUGUUACACGAAAUCCAAGCAGAGAGUGCGCAAGCCUUACCAGCAGCCAGAUUUCAUCAUCGGCCGCAAACUGGGCGAUAUUCGGUUGAAACCGGCCUCGGUAUGCUCAAGGAGCAGAGUUCACAGCAAGUUCGCAUCCGGUGUGGAGCGAUCGAUUGCACCGAAUGAGAGCUGCCGAGGCAACUCUCGAAGAGGCAUACAUCGCGACAAAAUCAUCCAGAACACUGUAGGCGUUGGCCUUGUGCGUUGCAACGGAUCUGAUGUGCGUACCACCAUGGAAGCGGCCACUUGUAUUCGAAACGCGCCGCGACGCUGUGGAUGCGCACGCCUGAAGCGGGACUGCCGCUCAAGGAGAAAGAACUGCAUCUUCAAAAGGUUGGCUAUCCGACGCACGGACGAUGGUGCAGAGUCGUGUCGCUCCCUCCUGUUCGGUGACACAGAGAGCUACGAGCACGGCGGGAGCCCCCAGGCUCUUCUCUUC